GGGAGAGCCAGCACAGAUUCCGUCUAACGGGAGAAGCACGGAAAAGGGAAACGGGCGAGAAACAUGAGUCGGAAUCGCCCUUGUGAAGGUUUCCACCUUGAAGGAUUAAAAAAUCUCACCCAUUUCUGUUAAAGGAGGACCGUUAAAUGUGAGAGAAGAAGGCGGAAGCGAUCUGACAGCUCAGGAACUUUACACCGGAUCUUUAAGUUUACUUUGCUAGUUUGUUUUUAUUUUGAUCACCUAGGAGGCUUCUUCAUGGGUCGAGUUUGGUAAACAGAAGAUCUCAGUUUGGAAGUAUAAUGCGGCUUGUUCUGUCUUCAACACGGGGAACCAUCUAACCCCCAAAUACUGGAUCUAAACCCCGGUUUCCUCCCCAGCUUUAUUGUCCCUGCUUGUAAUGGUGCGUCACGUUGGCCCGUGAGCGGAUAUCCCAGUUUAAGAGCAACUUUCUCUGGAGCUCCCUGUGAAAUCAACACGUUGCAACAGCAGCGGACUGGUUUGUUUACAUGUGUUUGUGCAACUGCCUGUUGUCACAGAGACACCCAGUGUAGUUGUAUGGGGAUUUAAAGGGGGCUCCUGUUCACCCUGGCAGAGGCCAGCCACCUCCUGCUGUAGGCGGGUGAAGGGGGCUUCGUGGCUGGUGGCUGCUGUGUGUGUGUGUAUGUGUGUGUCACUGGAUUAAUCUGAGUGGUAACAUCACUCCACACUUGCCCUACUCUGUCCAGUGACCAGUUCCCCAGAAAGCGCCAGUAAUUGGAGCUAUAUUUAGCGUAAGGGAUGGGGUAAAAGCAGGCAGCUGGAAACCCAACUCCCCUCCACCUCCUUCUCUUCCACCCCUACCUCGCUCAGCCCACCUGGCAGCAUGCUGGGCGAGCCUGGUUAGCACACAGCUAGAGUCGUCUGGAACACAACUUCUAAUAUGUUGGAACCAUACUGACUGUGGAGUAACCUGGGAAUACUAGCUGUACUCUACUGCUACUUCUACACACCCUGUAUUGGACUAAGAUGUCCGAAUUAGCUGUUUGGUUCAACCUGCCCUGGACUAAGUGAACCUAACACAAGGAAGUCUAUGCCUUUACCCCCUCGGACAUUUACAACUCAUUAACAUCCUGUAACAGAAGAAAGGCCUACUUUUGACUACUUAAAAUAUCAGUCACCAGCGAUCUGGAGCCUCCAGCACACAGAAAGAAUGCAUGAAACUGCCGAAACCAACGAAACAAAAAGCUAACCUGACUUAACCAAAUAUUCUAUUUCCCCCCAUACCCACAGAGAAACAGAAUAUAUAUGUAGAAUCUAUAUCUAUAGUGUAACUCCACAGAAGACAGAGAUUACAUCCUUUAUAUUUUUACUUCAGAGAGAGACAAGCUGCCUGUACACCAGUUGGUUGCCUUAGAAACCACAGUCACAAAAAUAAAAAAUAAAAAGAAUAGAAAAGAAGCCAGAGAAGACGGUGCCUUUUGAUUGGUUGGUCGGUUUCCCACCAUUUCAAGAUUCAUUGAUUUAAGUUGGAUGUAAACUGUUGAAGCGAACUCUGGGAUUGAAAACACACGUCUCAUGACAGACUAAACAAGCCCCGCCCACCUGUCAAAGCGUUUUCCGUUUGACAGUAUUUCCCUGCUGGAUUGAACUAUUGCCAAGCGUUUCCAUGGUGAUCACGUCAUCAUCCGUGGAGGACAAGCCCGUGCCCUCUUGCAGGAUGGUCCAAACAGAACCCUGGAUCUCCUCGGCCCUGCUGCGCAAGAACAAGAGUGUAAGCAGCUCAGGAUGUCCGCCCACCUCCUCCUCCUCCUCCUCCUCCUCCUCCUCCUCCUCCACUGCCCAGGGCUUCUCCCUCGCUGAGCCAGCCAUGACCAGCCAGCACACACAUACACACCCCUCCUUCAGCUCCAUCCACUCCAUGGCCGAGCAGCAGCAGGUGCUGUCUGAUAUGACCAUACUCCAGCGGAGGAUCCCCCCUAGUUUCAGAGACCCUGCCAGCGCCCCACUGAGGAAACUCUCGGUUGACCUCAUCAAAACUUACAAGCACAUCAAUGAGGUGUACUAUACAAAGAAGAAGCGACGGGCCCAGCAGGUCCCUCCAGAGGACAGCAGCACCAAGAAGGAGAGAAAAGUCUACAACGACGGCUAUGACGACGACAACUACGACUACAUUGUCAAAAACGGAGAAAAGUGGCUGGACCGCUAUGAGAUAGACUCGCUGAUCGGGAAGGGCUCCUUCGGACAGGUGGUGAAGGCCUACGACCACCACGAGCAGGAAUGGGUUGCCAUUAAGAUCAUUAAGAACAAGAAGGCAUUUCUAAACCAGGCACAGAUUGAACUACGCCUGCUGGAGCUCAUGAACAAGCAUGACACUGAGAUGAAAUAUUACAUAGUCCACCUGAAGCGUCACUUUAUGUUUAGGAACCAUCUCUGUUUGGUGUUUGAGUUGUUGAGCUACAACCUGUACGAUCUGCUGAGGAACACCAAUUUCAGAGGAGUCUCCCUCAACCUCACCAGGAAAUUUGCACAGCAGCUCUGUACAGCGUUAUUAUUCCUGGCCACUCCAGAGCUGUCAAUCAUCCACUGCGACCUGAAACCAGAGAACAUCCUGCUGUGUAACCCCAAGAGAUCUGCCAUCAAGAUAGUGGACUUUGGGUCGUCCUGCCAGCUCGGACAGAGGAUCUACCAGUACAUCCAGAGCCGGUUCUACCGCUCUCCUGAGGUCCUGUUGGGAAUGCCGUAUGACCUGGCCAUCGACAUGUGGUCUCUGGGAUGCAUCCUAGUGGAGAUGCAUACAGGAGAGCCUCUCUUCAGUGGCUCCAAUGAGGUUGACCAGAUGAAUAAGAUUGUGGAGGUUCUGGGGGUCCCACCCAGCCACAUGCUGGAUGCAGCUCCUAAAGCCAGGAAGUAUUUCGACAAGCUGUCAGAUGGUCUGUGGACAGUGAAGAAGAACAAGGACAUCAAGAAGGAGUAUAAGCCCCCAGCCACACGGCGUCUUCAUGAGAUUUUGGGUGUAGAGACUGGGGGCCCCGGGGGCCGAAGGGCAGGGGAGCCAGGACACGCCCCCUGUGACUACCUGAAGUUUAAAGAUCUGAUCCUGCGCAUGCUGGACUACGACCCUAAAAGCCGUAUCACGCCAUUCUACGCCCUGCAGCACAAUUUCUUCAAGAAGACGACAGAUGAAGGAACCAACACCAGUUCAUCUACAUCCACCUCUCCUGCCAUGGACCACUCCCAUUCAACCUCCACAACUAGCUCUGUUUCUAGCUCUGGUGGCUCCAGUGGUUCUUCCAAUGACAACCGCAACUACCGCUACAGUAACCGCUACUACAACUCUGCUGUUACACAUUCAGACUAUGAGAUGACCAGCCCUCAGGCUCCCUCCCAGCAGCAGAUGAGGAUGUGGCCAGGCAGUGAUGGUGGAGGUGGGGGUCAGGACCCAGCAUACACCCAGUUGCUGCUCCACAAGCCGGCUGCCUCCCAACAACACCAGCGCCACUUCCUGGACCCGCCCCACCACCCACACCCGACCUACUCCCACCACGGGAACGGUGGGCGUGGCCUGCGGCAGAGCGGACAGACGGGCAUCGGUGGAGGGGGGGGCCAGCAGGGAUCCUCGCCCCAGAUGAGUGACAGCAUGGAUGUGGGCGUGUCCCUAGGGCUGCACCACCUGGGGGCGGUGUCUUCCAUGGAGGCCUCUCAGUUUGGCUCUGCCUCCCUGCCCCUCGCUCUGCCAAUCGGACUGUCUGCCUUCCGGACUCGGACGGCCCCCACCGCCCCAGGGCCACAAGCCCCGCCCCCUGAGGACUACUACCCUGCCUCCAACAACAAUAACCCCGCUGCGGGGGGCAGAGGGAGGCCGGACUCAGACGAGGGGCCAGCCAACUCUUGAUAAAACCUGAACCAUGCCCUAAAGCCAUACAAUUUUAACUACAACUACUACAACUACACACAUACAGCCAGAGUUCAGAGACAAAGAGGUGAACUUUGUGCUGAAGGAGACAGUUUGUACUGCAUGAGAGGAGGAGGAGGAGGAAGGAGGAAGAUGCUGGGAAAACUCUCCUUUUUAUCCUGUUUUAGUUUUUUUUGUCUUUUGUUGCGACUGUAAUUGGAAAAGGAAUGAUUGUGACAAGUUUGUUUUUAUUAAUAUUAUUAUUAUUGUUGUUUAAUAUUAUUUGAUUUUUUUCUCGGGUUUGAGGAGUUGUGUGUUCUUCUUGGUUGUUGUUUAAGCCUGGAGAGGAGGAGGAGGAUGAAGAGGGAAGAGAGAGGAGCCAUGCUUUUCUAUUUUACUCCAUACGGUGGCUGUAAGUGGAAGAUCACAUGUUCAUGUUCACACUGGUUAGUUAUUCAUAUUUACAGUCCCUAGAGACGAGCAGUCUUAACACACACACACACACAUAUAUAUAUAUAUGUGUAUAUAUAUGUAUAUAGAUACAUAUAUCUAUAUAUAUAUACUGCUGCAUCAAGAAGACAGAAGCUGGUUUCAAAGGGAGAAAACACCAACAUAUGUGUGAUUCAGGACUCCUGUCUGUGUUCACUUUUUCUUUGUGUCCUCCCUCUGUCGCUCUCCACCUGGUCGUGACAGAGGACGGAGAGAGGGAGGGAGGUGGAGGGAGGAGAAGGUGGCGGGACACUCAUAGGGAUCUCCUUCUCCUCCUCAUCCUCUCCCUCCCUCCUGCUUUUUCUUCUUCCUCUCCUCCUCCUCCUCCUGUUGUGUUUCUCCUCCAGACAGCUCCUCCUCUCUGUGCUGCUAAUCACCAUGACAACUGGUCCGGAUUGCUGCUAAAGAUCCAACACAGAUCAAUAAAGAAAUAAAAAGAAAUAGAAACAGAAAUAAAAAAAAAAAAAAACUUUUUAACCCUUCUGCUUAAGAGAAAAGGAUAAAGUAAGAACCACUGCAUCUCAAUGUAUUUAUUACUAUUUAACAAGAAAAAACAAACUGAAAGUAACCCUUUUUUCUGCUCUUCUUUGUUUGGUUGCCUUCUUUCUGCAGGUGAGCUCUGAUUGGCUAUUGUAACAGUGACAGUAACUGGUGACAUGGGAAUGCCACCGGUUGUGGGGGCUGGGUGGAGGGGAGGGGUUUGGGGCAAAAUAAAGUUGGAUAUAUAAUAAGAAUAAAGAGUAUACUUUUGCACACCAAA
Molecule: messenger RNA, 5120 nt
Organism: Sebastes umbrosus (honeycomb rockfish)
Lineage: Eukaryota; Metazoa; Chordata; Actinopteri; Perciformes; Sebastidae
Gene: dyrk1b
Product: dual-specificity tyrosine-(Y)-phosphorylation regulated kinase 1B
Exons: 13
Coding region: 1646-3871 (741 amino acids)
Biological process (GO): peptidyl-threonine phosphorylation; positive regulation of DNA-templated transcription; protein autophosphorylation
Cellular component (GO): nucleus
Molecular function (GO): protein serine/threonine/tyrosine kinase activity; protein serine/threonine kinase activity; transcription coactivator activity
Source: RefSeq, a predicted model, not a curated record